UAGAAAGCAACUUUCAUCUAUUAUGGACCCAGUGUGAAGGUAGUGAUAAAAGGCAGAGGUGAGAAGCACUCCCACACCAUUAUUUUUCACUUGUCCAAACAAGAGAAAGAAAGCCAGCCCUCCUUCCUUUCCUCCUUCCUCAUGCAAUAGCCAUUUUUAUUAGGGGCUUACCAUAGAAUCCCGUGUCCCUAUUAAAGAUGGCCACUCCCAUUCCAUUCUACCUCAAGUGCCCCAAAUGGCUCCCUUCUAUUGCUGCUCAACUCCACUUGGGCAAAUAAAGAAAUGGGGACAGAGAGAGGGUUGCAUUUUUUCCUAAUUUUUUUUGGGAAUGUUGUUUGACUUCUAUAACAGUUUACCAUAGAUUUCAAUCAUCCAUAAUCAAGACUAUCAAAACAAUCCUUAGUUGUGAAGAGAAUAUCAGUUUGGAAUGGAAAUAAAAGUUUUCAUUUUCUGGUUAAUGCUUGGGAAAAGGCGUACUUUACAGGUUGUAUCGCAUCAGUGUUGAGAAAGAGAGGUCAUUUGAUCUUUGCAUACAUGUACCGGUAGCUAAUAUAUUGUUCAAAGAUUGCUGAGCAAUUUUGAUUGAAAAGAGGCUUAUAUUAAAUUCAUCUUUUCCACACAGAUUAACAGAUUUUUAUUUUCUUCCUAUUUACAUGGUUAAUUGGUUUGAAAAGGCCAAAGAAAUUCUUCAAAAUAAAGAAAAUGAAAAAAAUGACAAAUUCACUAUUCUUUUUGAAGACUUUUUUGAUGUCCUCAUGACAGUAUAUAAUACCAGCUGUGAAGGUAAAGUACAAAUACUUGAAAAUUUUAUAUGGAGAACAUGUACUUUUAUUGCUGAUAAAAGAAUUAAUAUUUAUAUUCAGCAGGAGGCAGUAAGAAAACUGAAUACAAUGCUUGAUGCCAUGCCUCGAGAUACAAGAAAGAAAAUCAUUUCUGCAAAAGAAAUGCUACAAGCCAUGAAUGACAUGGGAAGGAGAAUUUUGGAUGCCGGGGACUAUGAUCUACAAGUUGCCAUUACUGAAGCUUUAUGCCGAAUGACAUCAGAAAAACAAAGGGGAGAACUGGCAAGCCAAUGGUUUUCAAUGGAAUUUGUUACUAAUGCGUUUAAAGGAAUUAAGGAUUCCGAGUUUGAAACAGAUUGCAGAAAGUUCCUGAAUCAAGUGAAUGGCAUGCUUGGAGACAAAAGAAGGGUAUUUACCUAUCCUUGUUUAUCUGCUAACCUGGACAAACAUGAGCUGCAGAUACCAGCAGAUGACAACCUUGAAGAAUUUUGGAUUGAUUUCAAUACUGGGAGCAGAAGUAUAUCUUUCUACGUUGCUGCAGAUGGUGAAGGUCAUCAGUGGGAAACUGUAUGUGUACCUGAAGAAGAAGUCAAAACAUACAUUAUUGAAGAAAAGGACAAAAAUAAAUUGUUAACAAUACAUCUGUGUAAUCCGAUGUCUGUGGGUGUCCAAGAAGGGGAUAUAAUAACAUUGCAUUUUGAUUCUGCUUUGGAAAUUUUGGAUGCAGUAAAAAAAGUUUAUGGAGUUACUAAACGUCAGGAUUUUAGAAAGAAAAAUACGAUAUCUGUGUCCAAAACAACAUUGCAUGUAAUUUUUGAUGAAAGUGGAUCACAGAUUAUUGUACCAGAGAGUCAAAUAUCACCUUUGAAAGAAAAUGUAGUUGGGAAAGGUGAUGGUUCCUUCCUUCAGUCAUCUAGGAUACAGACGGAUUUUAUUCAAAGAGCUAUUAAAGAAGAUUUCCAAACAUUUCAAUCCAAGAUUACUCCAGGUAAAAAGAAAAUGUCUGAGGCAUCAAUGGUUGUGCCAUCUACUUCAAGAUUGGGCGUGCAGAGUCCUUUACCAUUGGUUAAUACUUCCACCCCACGACGAUGCCGGGUUAAAAAACCUCUUCAGAUUAUGAGUUCUUUGGAAAGAAAUAAUAUUUUCUCAAUACCUGAGAGGAACAUAAUGAAUUUUAGUAUAGAGAAUAAUGUUUCUUUAUGUUCCACAACAAAAUCUCAUAAAAAGAAUAGUUCUGUAGAAAAGCACAUUCCAGUUGAAAAUGUAAUCAAUAUGUGCCAUAGUGACGAAGAUGCAGAUUUCAAGAAAAAACAACAAAGAGGUGAAUUAAUAAAUAUUGUUCCAGAUUCUCAGCCAAUAAAAAAUAGCAAACAGUUAUCACCUGAUGUGGAGGAUAAUUCUUUUGCUGCAGUUAAAACCCAGAAACGACAGAUGUGCUGGAUACCUGAGACAAUAAUAUCACAUUGCAACAAGCACAAUAGUAGUCAACAAGAAACUUCUAAUCUAAGUGAUAUAGUUGUGAAGCAAAAAGCGUUCUCUUCCAUAUUUGAAAUGAAUUCUACAGAGGUGAAAAGUAAACUACACUGUGAUGGGAAAAUAACUGAGCAACGGCAUCAUGAGACUAAUACAGUGGCAGUGAAAAGUGGCAAGAGAAACAGUGCAGAAUCGCGAAACAGUCUGAAGCCUUUGGACGAGAAAAUAUCAAAAAGUAGCAACAAAAAACUUGUUUCCACUAAACCUGAAGUUAAUAUUAAUGCCACCCAAAUGGAAGACAGUUCUCUCAUACAUUUAGGAUGUCCAAAGUCAGUAACCGCAACCAAUGAUGAUGACGAAUUUGAUGUUUAUUAUAGGAAAAAAACUGUUAAUAAGAAAACUAAUCAGAAAUCUAAACCAAAAGCAAUGGCUGAAGCAGCAGAGUCAUUAAUAAAUAACAUCAGUGACAGAUACAAACAAAAAGAUGGGUCAAAAAGUACGAGACAACUUCAGCCAUUUUCAAAGAAGAGUACAUCUUUUAAUACAUCUGGGUUCAGUGUUAGUAAGAAAAAAAAUCAGAACAAUUCAGGAGAUAUGAAAACUUCUACUCUUCUUAACAUAACAAGUAAACAUCUUAUGGAUGAUGUCUACAACUUUAACUUAAGUGGAUUUGACGAACCUACAAUCAAGCUUGGAAUUCAAGAAUUUCAUCUCACUAAGUUGGAAGCUACUAAGUUGGAAGCGACUGCAGAUCUUUCAAAGAAAAUGAAUCACGAUAAUCAAAGAAAAAGCAUAGGCCGAAAGAGACAAAGCAAUAAGAAUAGGACUAAUAGAAACAAGAAACACCUUUUUAGUGACACGGAUACAGAAUAUAGAGGUGAUGACACUAAAACAGAUAUUAGCUGGCUAAGAGAGUCCAACAGAAAGCCUAAACCCCAACUUGUAGAUUACAGCAGAAUGAGAAAAAAGAAAAAAUAUAAAAUUCAGGAAUCAAAGAAAACUUCUCCACCCAUGAGUACAAGGGAAACAUUUCAACAAAAUGAAACCAAAAAAAAUACGACACCAAUUUCUAAAAACCAAAGUGACAGUGAUAGAGAAGAAAGAGCACGGCUUGCCAGACUGAAGCCAAAGAGAAAAGCAGCACUAGCCAAAAAAAGUUAUAAAGAAUUAUCAGAUUCAGAGAGUGGCAUGGAAGAGGAAUCUUCUGAAAACCUAGUUGAAAAGGGCACUUUAAAAGAAAACCCAGAACCUAAAAGUAUAAAAACAAAAGCAGUCAAUCAACUAAAGGCAAGGCAGAAUAUUCUUUCCAGUGAACCACCCAAAGUAAAUUUGGUAAACCAACAUAAAAACACUGCUAUAUCAAAAGAUUCAGGACCAAAACAAAAAAUGGAAUCAUCAUCUCUACCUUCAUUUGAAAGUCCACCUUCUCUUGAGAUAAUGAGAUGUUGUGAGGAGUACAGAGAGGAACAAUCUACUGAAGCACAUGUAUCACCAGGAAGAUCAUCAUUAUCAUCUUUGUUAUCAUAUGAAAAAGAAUUUACGUCUGAAAAGGAGAAAUCUUUAGGUGACACUAAAAAUGUCUCUGAUGUAGAAGACAUUAAUAUAGAAAGCAUACAUUUAAAGCAACUUUCAGAAAACUGCAGAAAGCUGGAAUUUGGAACUGAAGAUUUGUCACCUGCUUCAAGCUCAUUUUCUUUGCCCAGACUUAGUCCCUUAAAUACAGGGAACAAAAUAGCUAGUAACCAAGAUACAGAUGUUACUAAAGUUCAAAAGAAAAUAUGUGAUAUUGAUGAAGCAGUGAACAGAAAGCAUUACUCUUUAAAGAAAUCAUCUGAUACAGAACUAAACAUCUAUUCUGAAAAUCUCAUGAAAAAUAGAGGAAAGGCAUCUGUAUCUGUAUCUCAGUCAUCUACCCCCAGGAUAAGCAGAGAAGACUUACGUCAUGAAGAACCUCUUGCUCACAUUCAUGAAUCUGGGCCUACGGUAUAUACUAAUUUCAAGCGGUUGUAUCAAGAGGACUCCGAAGUUGAUUCUGAUGAAGAAGAAAUCAGAAAACAAAAAACGAAAAGAAAGCUACUUCCUAGAAAGCUGUUUAAAACGGAAAAUAACCCUUAUAAAGUUUCUGAAAGUAUGUCUACUGUAUCUGUCAAUGACAUAUCUGUAUUUGAUGGAGAUAGCUGGGAUGCUGACAGUUCAAGUAUAGGAAUGAUCUAUCAGAAGCUUCAUAAAGAGCUUGCUAGAAAAAUCCAGAGUCGAACAAAGAGAAUUGACAAUUUUACAAAACAAUCACUGAAAACAGUUCACCAGCAUAUGGAUACCAUGAAUAGUGAAUUACAUAAGCACAGGGAUCAACAGCUGCAAAAUCUUCAUUCUCAUCUGAUUAAAGAGAUUGAAAGUUUUGAAAGAGAUUCGCAAGCCUUAAGGAAUAUGGAAAAAGAAUUUUCAAACUUUUCAAAGAAACAAUGUGAAACAUAUGGCACAUAUAAGAAAAACGAGCAACAGAGGCUCCAGAAUCUUAAAACAUCAUUCGAAAAGAACAUUUAUGAUACAGCUGACUGUGAGGAAUUUGUUUUUGUUUCUGAGAUGCAUCAAAUGAAAGCACAUAUGAAGGGAAUCCAAGAAAGAUUUCUUAAGGAAAUGCAUGAAGAGGAAUUGCUUAAUGUUCGCAAAGGUCUCCAGUCACUCUUUAUGGACGAAAACAGACAUUUCUAACAUAGUAAAAGGGUGUGUACGUGCUGCUUACUAUGAAUUUGUAAUUAGUGUGAUCCAUAAUUCAGUAAUGGAACAUUUACUAGUUGCAGACAGCAGACAGUUCUUAUAUGAAAUCUUUUCACUGUUUCUGUGAUUUUUGUAGAUAAAGGGUUUAUUUUGCAAUUUUUCAAAGUCAUUGGAAUUUUUUCUAGCUAUAAAAGGAUAUAAUCCGUAGGGGCAUUAUCUAACAAAGCAAGGGCACAAGAGAUGAGGAAGUUGGGACAAGUGGCUAAAAUCCAUGAAUACUCCACUGAGGAGCAGCAAGAAAGAGGGAAUAGAGCAGGAAUAGUAGGAUUUGCUCAUUCCACUUGGAUGACACCGUGAACAAGGCAGAUUUCAAUUAGUGUGAGAUAACCAAGGAAGCCAAUCAGAAUCUAAAACUACAGACGUCUCAUGCCAGUUUGUCCAAGCUUAGUGAACAUUAGCAGUUACUACAUUUAGAGUCUGCUAAGACACACUGCUGGUGAUCAAUUUCUUAAGAGGCUGUUAUGGGAACCUGUCGCUGAUUGAGAGUGAGGUAGUCUGAGCAAUGCCCUAAAGUAUGAUGGCACCAAUGGUUGGAUCCAGAUGUAGUUGUGCUUACAAAAGAACUUUAAAUUAAGUUUAGCUUGCUCUAUUGAUUUGAAUAGGCCCAAACAUGAGUAAUCAAUCCAGUUUAGUCUUGGAAUAUGUUACUAUCUGCCACUGAAAAUAAUAGUAGUAAUGUAUGCAUUGUGAAAUGCAGGUUGUAAUUAGACUUUUCUUUUGCUAUUAAAAGCAAAUAAGACUAUAUUGGUGUAUAUUCUAUCUACAUUAUCUAUAGUAUAUGAUUUCAAGUGUGAAUUUUAUAGUCAAACCUUUUUAACAUCUCUUACUUAACUGUAUUGGGAAUACAUAGUUUAAAUAACAAAAUUUUGUUAUAAAGAUUAAAAUAUUUAUUCAAAAGACUGAUAAAACUUUCAAAUUAUUUGAAAUUUACCCUAUUGUUGUAACAGGAACUUUUCCAUCCUGCUAUUUUUAUUUUCUGGCUGAAGCAUCUGUGUGGGGCUACUCUCUUACAGACACUUACCUGGAAAUAAGUGUAGAACUAAGAUGUAUUUCUAAAUAAACAUACAUAAGAUA
This is a messenger RNA of Anolis carolinensis (green anole), 6107 nucleotides long. It is a transcript of the gene sycp2, whose product is annotated as synaptonemal complex protein 2. The record is from RefSeq and is a predicted model, not a curated record. Gene Ontology annotation, cellular component: condensed chromosome, centromeric region; lateral element. The transcript has 40 exons. The coding region runs from base 654 to 4967 and encodes 1437 amino acids. NCBI's taxonomy places the organism in Eukaryota, Metazoa, Chordata, Lepidosauria, Squamata, Anolidae. Gene Ontology annotation, biological process: mitotic G1 phase; female meiotic nuclear division; male meiotic nuclear division.